AUGGGGCCGCACACCGGCCCAGACAAGACAUCCACCAGAGAGGCUCUGAUUAACGACAACAUCAAGCCGUUGUUGAGCGCAUUUAACCAGGUUCCUGGGAGUGAAAAUGAGAAGAAGUGCACUUUGGAUCAAGCUUUUAGAGUUGUUGUGGAAGAAGAAAUAAUAAACAAAGCCCCAUGUGACAAUCUCCUGGCAAUUAUAUCUCUUGCUAUUAAUGGAGUCACAGAAGGUAUCUGCACUGCAUCAACUCCUUUUGUGCUUUUGGGGGAUGUUCUGGAUUGCCUCCCUUUGGAUCAGUGUGACAAAAUUUUCACUUUUGUGGAGAAAAAUGUUGCUACAUGGAAAUCAAAUACAUUUUACUCUGCAGGGAAAAAUUAUUUGCUACGAAUGUGCAAUGACCUCCUUAGAAGAUUAUCUAAGUCACAAAACACGGUCUUCUGUGGAAGAAUUCAACUGUUCUUGGCUAGGUUAUUUCCGCUUUCGGAAAAGUCAGGACUUAACCUGCAGAGUCAGUUUAACCUGGAAAAUGUCACUGUUUUCAAUACCAAUGAACAUGAGAGCACUCUGGGACAGAAGUGUACGGAGGAUAGAGCAGUCCCUUCAGCUUUUUCCAGGAGAAGUCAGGCUGUCGUUGCAAAGUUUAGUAAGCACGCUGAGGAGAGAGAAGAAGGAAUGGACGUAGAAGAAGGUGAAAUGGGAGAUGAUGAAGCACCAACAAGUUGUUCCAUUCCAAUAGAUUAUAACCUGUAUAGAAAAUUCUGGUCACUUCAGGAUUAUUUUAGGAAUCCUGUGCAGUGCUAUGAGAAGGUGUCAUGGAAAACUUUCCUUAAGUACUCAGAAGAAGUUUUGGCUGUGUUCAAAAGUUACAAGUUGGACGACACUCAGGCUUCCCGAAAAAAGUUGGAAGAACUAAAAACAGGAGGAGAACAUGUAUAUUUUGCAAAGUUCCUAACUAGUGAAAAGCUGAUGGAUUUACAGUUGAGUGACAGUAACUUCCGGCGUCACAUCUUGUUGCAGUACCUAAUACUGUUUCAGUAUCUAAAGGGACAGGUCAAAUUUAAAAGUUCAAACUAUGUUCUAACAGAUGAACAGUCUCUUUGGAUAGAAGAUACUACAAAAGCAGUUUACCAGCUUCUUUCAGAAAAUCCUCCAGAUGGGGAAAGGUUCUCAAAAAUGGUAGAGCAUAUAUUAAAUACUGAAGAAAACUGGAACUCAUGGAAAAAUGAGGGCUGCCCAAGCUUUGUUAAAGAAAGACCUCCUGAUUCUAAACCAACAAGACCUGUGAGAAAGAGGCCAGCUCCAGAGGACUUCUUAGGAAAAGGAUCAAACAAAAAAAUCCUUAUGGGGAACGAGGAACUGACCCGCCUUUGGAAUUUAUGUCCUGAUAACAUGGAAGCUUGUAAAUCUGAGAGUAGGGAAUAUAUGCCAACGUUGGAGGAAUUUUUUGAAGAAGCUAUUGAACAAGCAGACCCUGAAAACAUGGUUGAAAAUAAGUAUAAGGCUGUGAACAAUUCUAACUAUGGCUGGAGAGCACUGAGACUUCUGGCACGCAGAAGUCCCCACUUUUUCCAGCCAACAAACCAACAAUUCAAGAGUUUACCUGAAUAUCUAGAAAACAUGGUAAUCAAAUUAGCCAAGGAGCUGCCCCCUCCUUCUGAAGAAAUAAAAACAGGCGAAGAUGAAGAUGAGGAAGAUAAUGAUGCUUUAUUGAAGGAAAACAAUGAAAGUCCAGAGGUACAACGGGACAAAGCCAUGACGGGCGAACAGAUUGAGUUAUUUGCGAAUAGGCUUGGGGAGCAGUGGAAGGCCUUGGCCCCCUACUUGGAAAUGAAGGAUUCUGAUAUCCGGCAGAUUGAGUUGGACAGCGAGGAUGUGAAGAUGAGAGCUAAGCAGCUGCUGGUGGCCUGGCAGGAUCAGGAGGGUGCACAUGCAACUCCUGAUAACCUGAUCACGGCGCUGACCAAAGCUGGGCUAAGUGACCUUGCCGAAAGCCUGACCAACGAUACCGAAGGCAGCAGCUAACUCGCUUCAGCUGCCCAACUUGCUCUUUGACUUGGGGGGCUGGGGGUGUCAUUAAUUGUGACUGUUCUGGUGGUUGUCAUUGAUAAUUGUUACUAUUGUUGCUAGGUAACAGAUUUUUGAUAGGUAUUUUUUGUUCAGGAAAUGAUAAAGCUUUUUAAUAAUA
Molecule: messenger RNA, 2185 nt
Organism: Manacus vitellinus (golden-collared manakin)
Lineage: Eukaryota; Metazoa; Chordata; Aves; Passeriformes; Pipridae
Gene: THOC1
Product: THO complex 1
Exons: 22
Coding region: 1-2022 (673 amino acids)
Biological process (GO): mRNA export from nucleus; regulation of DNA-templated transcription elongation; signal transduction
Cellular component (GO): THO complex part of transcription export complex
Molecular function (GO): protein binding
Source: RefSeq, a predicted model, not a curated record